AUGUUGUCAACAGCUACGGGAAUUCAAGCCGACAAUCUUUUGAGGAACGAUUUGGCAAAAUUUCAGAAAGAUUUCUCGACAAAGAUUUGGUCUGCUGAUCGCAAUAAAGUCAAAUGUUUACUCCAAACUUCGAUAAAGAACUACGCAAAGAAAUUGGCGUCAUUAGAAUUGAGUGGAGAAACGUUGGCAAAGUUUUGCCAGAAGUUUAUCCAAGACAGUGCUCAUUAUUUGAAAUCGAUUUUCGGUGCGACACUUGACAUUGGCAGUUUAGAGACUGAACUCAAAGUUGAACUGAGGGCAUUAAAGGGCUUUUCGUUACAAGCAAGAGGGAGAAGCGACUCGAGUGAUGUGGCUCAAAACAAUGAUCUUUCUCAAAAAGGAAAUUGGAAAGAGCUAUUGGUCAAAAGGUUCAUUGGAAAACUGGCGAAGCACUUGCAAGAGGAUCGA
Mesorhabditis belari is the source of this 447-nucleotide messenger RNA. NCBI's taxonomy places the organism in Eukaryota, Metazoa, Nematoda, Chromadorea, Rhabditida, Rhabditidae. The record is from the annotation of a GenBank genome assembly.